CCAUCAUAUCACUCUCCUCCUGCUUCAUACACUAGUCUGGACUGGCCUGCUCGUUAGGAACAUACCAAUCAUCAAAAUCAUACCCUAAAAUAUAGCUCUCUGGAAGAGCUUCUGAUCAAUACAGCAUUGUGCCAUGAGUCUCGACCAGAACCUGUUCACCCUUCAUGUUAUACCGAACAAAUCCGAUUCCAGUGGCUUGAUACUGGACCUCGUGGACCCCUCAGGGAACGUGCACUACAGGAAACAGCGUGUUCCCGGGCAAGUGUAUAAAAUUGAAGUCUACGACCCAAUAGCCGAGUCUCUGCUGGCUUCUGCCACAGCUCCAAGUGCAACCAGCAAACACAAGACAUUAGAACUUUAUAAUCCAAAUCAAAUAGUCGAACUCAAGUUCGUCGGCACGCUGACUUUCCGGUGGGCAUUCAAAUGGGAAGACCAUGAAUUCGAGUGGAAACGUGAAGAAUGCUUCAUGAUUCGCAAACCGGACCCUCCCGUUCUCGUCGCGGUGACUAAAGAACCCCCUGGCAGAAUCAAAACAACUGCCAUCCAAAUUCUUGAUUAUAAUCUAAAUAGAUUCGACAUCGAGGAUCGGAAGGGUCUGGAAAUCGUGAUACUCACCGCUCUACUCUCCUUCCGAGAUGCGAGUGAUGUCUAUCACGACCCCAACUCUGACACAUCUACUCCCUCAAUUGCCGCUACUACACUUUCUGCCAUACCACCUGCACCAAAGACCCUUUUCGGCACGGCUUCACGCAAGACAUCAGAUCCUACAGUCCUCUCUCCCCCUGCCCCACCUCCAAAACCCGCGCCCAAAACCGGAAUAGAGCGAAUUGUAGAGAUGCAGCUAGCGAGAGGUGAAGUGAACGAGGUUUCAGUUACGGAAGAAGGGAAUGUAGGCGAUUAUGCACGAUACUGUGCUAAUAUGCUUGACGAUGAUGCGAUGCUUUUUAUCACUGUUCGUUCUUUUAGUGCAGCGCAGGUUCCUAAAGUUCUACAGGUAGUUGAAGAGACAAAACGGAUACGACAUAAAGCUGGGUUGUCGGAUGAAUCUGACCUUCAUCAGUACGUUGUCUACGAUACCACCCCAACACCUGGAAAGAAAGGACCUAGGAUCAUCAACCUGGAUGACGACAAGAACAAGAAUAAAGGGAAAGAAGCGGAAAAGUAUACCCCACCAAACAGUUUGGUUGUCCACCUUAGUAAGAUAGACAUGCCCGAGCUUCAGCCGCGGACGGGCCCAAGCUCAAGCGCAUAUAUUACUGGAAAUAUCGCAAGUGAAAUGGAAAGGACAAAAAAGAAAGGUGGUAAAGGGAAUAAGGAGAAAGAGAAGAAGGCGAAA
Molecule: messenger RNA, 1336 nt
Organism: Serpula lacrymans var. lacrymans S7.9
Lineage: Eukaryota; Fungi; Basidiomycota; Agaricomycetes; Boletales; Serpulaceae
Exons: 6
Source: RefSeq, a predicted model, not a curated record